CCAUCCACUUCUCCUUCUCCGACGAUCCUUCGCAAGUCCGUCGCUGCCUUGGAUUGCCUAGGUGGACAAUCAUCAGCUAGCUUCAAUUCCGAAUCAAUGAGCCAUUCAGAAAAUACAACGUCAAUAUGUUCUUUCUCAUCUCCCCUUACUGCUACUACUACAGUAUCUGACUCUAAGUCAGGCCAAGCCUCUUGUCUUCCUAGUAUACUUUCUUUUCCGACUUCAGAACCCACUUGCACUUCAGUUGACUCGCCCCAGUCGAUUGCCACUGUCGCUCCAUUUCCCCUUCAAUCUUCCUCAUCUCCAUCUAUUUUGACUACAACAGCGAGCAGCGUUCUUCCAUCUAGUCAUCAAGCUUCGCUGUGUAGUUGUCGACUCAAUCGUUUCGAUCAAUUAAACUCAACUUCAUCACCACAAUCGGUUCUUUACAAAUCGCCUCUUUCUGGUCUCGAAACUUUCGAUCUGGGCCCGCACCCAGUGGUUUCGUCCUCAGAACCUCCCGGCCUUCGGUGCGAACUCUUUUAUACUUAG
Messenger RNA from Protopolystoma xenopodis, 531 nucleotides. The record is from the annotation of a GenBank genome assembly. NCBI's taxonomy places the organism in Eukaryota, Metazoa, Platyhelminthes, Monogenea, Polystomatidea, Polystomatidae.